AUGGUUGGAUUUGGUUUGGCUGCCGUUGCGGCGGCUUCCAAAUUUCUCGAAGAAUAUGAAAAUCGUGUUGUUGCUCUUAACGGCCUUUCCGUAAACAUGCUGAAAAAUAUUGGUGUUUGGGAAUUUAUUCAGUCAUUCCGUUCUCAGCCUGUAAAUAAAAUGAAAUCAAACCUUUACUUAACGUUUCAACGCAAUCCCUUGGCAUAUAUAGUAGAAAAUGAUUUAGUUAUUGAAUCACUUUGUAAUUAUUUGGGAUCUAAUAAUAAUUCUUCAAAUGUGACAAUACUAUAUGAAACACAAGCUGAAAACAUUCAGCUGCCUUCUUCAGAUCAUCCAGAACAUUUAGUUCGUGUAGACGUUCAACAAAGGACACAAGCUAAACAGGAAACUGUUGAAACAGAUCUACUUAUUGGUGCUGAUGGGUUCAAUUCACUUGUCCGUAGAACAGCUAAUAUUCAUAAAAUUGGUUGGAAUCAUAAUCAAAAAGCUAUUGUAGCAACUUUAAAAUUGGAACAGGCUAACAAUGAAUCUAUCGCUUGGCAAAGGUUUCUACCAACAGGCCCAGUUGCAUUACUCCCAUUGUCAAAAGAAUAUUCACCAUUAGUUUGGAGUACAACUUCGUAUGAAGCUGAUCGUCUUAUGAAUUUAAAAGAUUUAGAUUUUAUUCAAGAGUUGAAUGACUGUUUGACUAAACCUAAUGAAUCGACGUCACAAAUUGGUGCACUUUUCAAUAAGAUGGGACAAUGUUUUGCUAGUGUUGUUGAUUACUUUGGUAAUCAAAUAAAAUCUACAGACAAUGAAAGUGAAUCCAGCUCAUUUUCAACACCAACAGUAUUAUCGAUUCAACCAAAUACGAAAAGGGCUUGUUUCCCUCUAGGUUUUCAACAUGCCACAUUUUAUUCAGCUCCUCGUGUGGCACUAGUGGGUGAUUCUGCUCAUCGAAUACUACCACUUGCUGGUCAAGGUGUUAACCUUGGUUUCGGUGAUUUUGUUUCAUUGGUUAGGCAUUUAGAAGAAGCUGUUUUGCAUGGAGCUAAUAUUGGAAGUUUAGCUUAUCUUAAAGAUUAUACAAAUGAACGACAAAGAAUUAUAGUACCAUUAGCUGGUACAUUAGAAUUAAUUUAUUUAUUAUAUUCAACUGAUGCAUAUUGUAAACAAAAUAACAAGGAAUCAUCUUCUGUUUGCCGUGAUUCUGCAAUAUCAUAUUUAUUAAAUAAUAUUAUCACAGAUAUUCGUGGAACUGGGAUGAGUACUGUUCAAUCUAGUAAAUUAUUGAAGGAAUUUUUGAUGGCAGUUGCUGUCACUGGACAAAUCCGAACAACACAAUCGAAAACCACUUAUUGCUUGUAG
Molecule: messenger RNA, 1350 nt
Organism: Schistosoma bovis
Lineage: Eukaryota; Metazoa; Platyhelminthes; Trematoda; Strigeidida; Schistosomatidae
Source: the annotation of a GenBank genome assembly